Molecule: messenger RNA, 1822 nt
Organism: Mesitornis unicolor (brown roatelo)
Lineage: Eukaryota; Metazoa; Chordata; Aves; Mesitornithiformes; Mesitornithidae
Gene: GAB2
Product: GRB2-associated binding protein 2
Exons: 8
Source: RefSeq, a predicted model, not a curated record
GAAGAAACGCUGGUUCGUCCUGCGCAGCGGUCGGAUGAGUGGCGACCCCGACGUUCUGGAGUAUUACAAAAAUGACCACUCCAAGAAACCUUUGCGUGUCAUCAACCUUAAUUUCUGUGAGCAAGUGGACGCAGGCCUGACCUUCAACAAGAAGGAGCUGCAAGACAGCUACAUCUUCGACAUCAGGACCAAUGACAGGACCUUCUACCUGGUGGCUGAGACCGAGGACGACAUGAACAAGUGGGUUCGCAGCAUCUGCCAGAUCUGUGGCUUCAACCAGUCUGAGGAGAACACAGAUACCCUGAGAAGCAUCACCUCCAUGAACCACGCGCCACGGUCCUCCCCAGCAGAGCUCAGCGGUGCCAGCCACCACCUCCUGCGAGAGCGCAAGUCCUCAGCACCGUCCCACUCCAGCCAGCCCACCCUGUUCACCUUCGACUCGCCCGCCAGCCACCUCCAGAGUACCCUGUCUGCCAGUGCCCCCCAGGACUACCUUUUCCUCCAUCAGUGUAUGAGCAGAAAGUCAGAAAACGCAAGGAGUGCCAGCUUCUCCCAAGCCUCAAGGUCUGCUUUCUUCAUGCGGAGUGAUACGGCUGUCCAGAAACUCUCACAGGGCAACGGACACUGCAUGAAUGGGGUCAGCGGGCAGCUCCAUGGCUUUUACAGCCUGCCGAAACCCAGCCGGCACAACUCGGAGUUCAGGGACAGUGCAUAUGACCUCCCGCGCGCCUUUGGUUCCUACACCCACCCCAAGUCAAGCCUCACCAGCUCCGAAACAGAUAAUGAGGAGGUCUACACCUACAAGACUCCCAACAACACCCUAUGCAAGGAGUUUGGGGAGCUCUCCACAGACUCCUAUGACAUCCCUGCCACCCCGCUCUCCAUCUACCAGAUCCCCAGGACAUUUACACUGGACAAGAACCACAAUGCUCUGGCCAUGGCCGCCAGUGACUCACCCGCUGCACCACCCCCACGGCCCCCAAAACCUGGACAGAUGGAGCCACGGUGGGGCAGCCCACCCCAGCGGCCCCAGCCUGGUGAAAGCUUAGGACUGGGCCCCACAGCAGCCACUAUUCCCCGGAGAAACACGUUGCCAGCAGUGGAGAACAGCAGGCUGCACCGAGCUUCUUCUUGUGAGACGUACGAGUACCCCCAGCAUGGGGGUGGCAGCUCUGUGCAGUCAGUCGAGUCGAUGAACGAUGGAUACAACUCCUACCUGCAAGCCAAGGCAGCGGUGGCCCGCUCCCACAGCACCGACUCUGAGGACAACUACGUCCCCAUGAACCCUGGUUCCUCACCCCUGAUCCAUGCUGAGAAAGCCAAUGACAAUGCCCAAAAUCUCUACAUCCCCAUGAGCCCUGGGCCGCAUCACUUUGACCUGGUAGGGUUGUCCUCGGCCACCCUUCCUGUGCAUAAAGGAGGAGCCAUGGCGCAGUGCCACAGACGGUUGAGCGAAAUCCAGCCCCCUCCAGUCAACCGCAACCUCAAACCCAACCGUAAAGCAAAGCCAUCGCCACUGGACCUGAGGAACAACACUGUCAUUGAUGAGCUACCCUUCAAAUCACCAGUCACAAAAUCUUGGUCCAGGCCAACCCAGAGCUUCAACGCCGGCUCUUUGCAAUACUGUCGCCCUGUCUCCUCCCAGAGCAUCACCAGCACUGACUCGGGAGACAGCGAGGAGAACUACGUGGCAAUGCAAAACCCCAUUUCUGCUUCUCCUGUUCCUAGUGGCACCAACAGCCCAGCACCUAAAAAGAGUUCGGGGAGUGUGGAUUAUCUUGCCCUGGACUUCCAGCCAAGCUCACCAGGGCCACACAGAAAG